AUGUUAAAACUAAGGCCAACACCCAUAGAGGAUAUUGUGGGUGAAGAGAUUGCCAAGGUACUUCCAGACCAUGGAAAACCUUGGUACAGAGUCAAACACUUGCUUUUGCUCAAUGCGCUUUUGAUUGUGCCGCUUCUCUCAGCUGCAACAACCGGCUAUGAUGGCUCGUUGAUGAACGGACUUCAAUCUAUGGAGGAAUGGAGAGCUGAGUUUGGCCACCCUCGUGGGACAAUGUUAGGAUUCAUCAAUGCCGCCAUGAGUAUUGGAGGUGUUGUUGUUCUCCCUAUUGGAGGUUAUUUUUCAGACAACUUUGGAAGAAGAAUCACCUUGGCAAUUGGUUUAUCAGGAAUCGUCGUUGCCACAAUCAUCCAGUCUACCAGUAAUAAUCUCGGCCAGCUUAUUCCAUCGCGGUUUAUAGUGGGUGCGGCUGGUUUGCUAGCAGCUCAACCAGCCCCAUUGCUUGUGGCCGAGUUAUCCUACCCUACGUUCAGAGGAAAAAUUACAUGUUUGUACUGGGCCUUUUAUUACAUUGGCGCCGUUUUGGCAGCUUGGCUGUGUUUCGGAUGCACUGGUAGAAGGGAUUCCUGGGCAUGGCGGAUUCCAACCAUUCUUCAAGGUGCAUUUCCUGCUAUCCAGCUCGCCUUCUUGUUUUUGGUUCCUGAAAGUCCCAGAUGGCUUAUAUCCAAGGGAAAAGUCGAAAAGGCAAGACAAAUAUUGGUAAAGUACCACGCUGGUGGAGAUGAGCAUAGUAAGCUUGUUGAGGUGGAAAUGCUCGAGAUUUCUACUGCUUUGGAGAUGGAGAAAAAUGCCAAUCAGACAUCCUGGAAAGCCCUCGUUGCCACUCCUGGUAAUCGUAAGCGUACGUACAUUGCCUUCACGUUAGGUAUUUUCUCCCAAUGGAGUGGUACCCCUGUUGUGUCAUACUAUUUUACUUUGGUGCUCGAUACCAUUGGUAUCACAUCGUCAUACAUGCAAACGUUGAUCAACGGAUUCUUGCAGGUGUUUAAUUUUGUGUUUGCCACUUUGGCAGCAUUGUUGGUUGACUUCUUUGGAAGAAGAUUUUUGUUCUUGUGGUCAGGUAUUGGAAUGCUCAUAUCCUAUAUCAUCUGGACAAUUUUUUCGGCAAUUUUCGAACAGACUUAG
Messenger RNA from Candidozyma duobushaemuli, 1143 nucleotides. RefSeq lists its product as uncharacterized. The transcript has a single exon. NCBI's taxonomy places the organism in Eukaryota, Fungi, Ascomycota, Pichiomycetes, Serinales, Metschnikowiaceae. Bases 1 to 1143 code for a protein of 380 amino acids. Gene Ontology annotation, cellular component: membrane. Gene Ontology annotation, molecular function: carbohydrate:proton symporter activity. Gene Ontology annotation, biological process: transmembrane transport; carbohydrate transport. The record is from RefSeq and is a predicted model, not a curated record.